CUGGAGACAUAUCUGACUGGCAAAGAUGAAGCAGAUUAUCCUCCUGUGUGCGCUUUCCACUUGUUUCUCAGCUGUGCACGCUCAGAAAUUUUUGAUGAGCCCAAAAUGGGUUCCUGUUGGCUUUAAAGAUCGUGGUGGGCACAAUGAAGGAGCGGCGAUGGAUAAGAUCAUCCAUGCUAAUGAAGUUCAUGCUUCCCAAAUGAUAGAUGGCACUACCACUCUCAGAGAGGGGGACAUCGCCGUUUCAUCUGGGCAGCGCUCCAAAGUCUGCUUCGCUCGGAGCUGCCUCUGGUCUAAAUCAGUGGACGGACAUGUCUAUGUUGCAUACACUCUCUCAUCUGAAUACACUGCCAAAGACCAAAAGCUGAUUAGGAAAGCAAUGGAAGACAUACAGGAAGGUACCUGUGUGAAGUUUGUUCCUCGGACCCACCAGAGAGACUACAUGGAAAUCAAGCCAAAGUCUGGAUGCUGGUCCUACCUUGGUUCCCGUGGAGGGAGACAGUCCGUGUCUCUCCAGAACCCUGACUGCAUGGAGGUUGGAGUGAUUGCCCACCAAUUCAUGCAUUCCCUUGGCUUUGUGCACGAGCAGUCCCGCUUUGAUCGGGACAACUAUGUUACCAUCAUGUGGCCGAACAUUUGGAGGGAUCGCCUGAGGAACUUUGAGAAGUUCAAGACCGACAGUAUGGACCUGCCAUAUGACUAUUCCUCAAUCAUGCACUUUGGAAAGUAUUCCUACUCUCAAGAUGGAGAGCCAACCAUCAUUCCCAAGAGCAGCAGGAAUAUAAAGCUUGGCCAGGCAUCAAAGCUCAGUCACAUCGACAAGCUGAAAAUCAACAGACUUUAUCAGUGCGCUGUCAGGGAUGAUUAGUAACCAAACCGAGCUGAGGUGAAACAGGAGUCCUCUGGAAAUCAGCAUGAUAAACGGCCGUUGAAUCAUGCAAGCAAUUUCAAUAAACAUAAAUGCAAGCUUUCUAUCAGCACUUCCUCUGUGUGCAUGCGGUGUGUGUAUUUAAAAAGACGUGUCACUUUAUGCCGAACCAUUCAAGAGAGUGAACUGGUGUUAAAUGUUGCUGUUGUGGCAUAAAAAAUGAAUUAAAACCCCUCACUCACUACAAUAA
Cololabis saira (Pacific saury) is the source of this 1118-nucleotide messenger RNA. RefSeq names its product hatching enzyme 1.2-like. Gene Ontology annotation, molecular function: metalloendopeptidase activity; zinc ion binding. Lineage: Eukaryota; Metazoa; Chordata; Actinopteri; Beloniformes; Belonidae. The record is from RefSeq and is a predicted model, not a curated record. Bases 26 to 868 code for a protein of 280 amino acids. Gene Ontology annotation, biological process: proteolysis. The transcript is spliced from 9 exons.